Ananas comosus (pineapple) is the source of this 1187-nucleotide messenger RNA. RefSeq names its product ubiquinone biosynthesis protein COQ9, mitochondrial-like. Bases 96 to 962 code for a protein of 288 amino acids. The record is from RefSeq and is a predicted model, not a curated record. Gene Ontology annotation, biological process: ubiquinone biosynthetic process. Lineage: Eukaryota; Viridiplantae; Streptophyta; Magnoliopsida; Poales; Bromeliaceae. Gene Ontology annotation, cellular component: mitochondrial inner membrane. The transcript has 6 exons. Gene Ontology annotation, molecular function: lipid binding.
UCUUACAAGUCAAAAGCUGCUUCUCACUUCGCCAUUUCGUCGAACACGUAGCGAUCGAUCGCUCUCUUUCCCCUCUCAGUCCAGAAGCUCCGAUCAUGGCGUCGCUCGGGGCUCGUCGCCUCCUCCCUAGUCUCGUUUCCCGGCGCCUCUCGCCGUUCCCCCGAGCGUUUCCCCGCCUCCCCACCGGCGCCGCCCCGCUCUCCUCCGACGAGCCCCCUCCGCCGCCGCGAUCGGGGCCGUCGGAUCCGUCGGGGACGGCGGCUGGGGAGGGUCCGCACGGGGCACACCGGAAUAGGAGGAGCGGCGGCGCCGGGGACUACGAGGAGGAGCAGGGCCGCGUCCUCCGCGCCGCGCUCUCCCACGUCUUGAAGUUGGGAUGGAGCGAAUCGGCGAUGAUCGCAGGUGCGAAAGACGCGGGAGUGUCGCCUUCGAUCGUCGGCGCGUUUCCCCGCAAAGAAGCGGCGCUCGUGGAGUUCUUCAUGGACGACUGCCUCCAAAGACUUAUUGAUCGAAUUGAUUCGGGAGAGGAAUUGAAGGAUUUGAUACUUAGUGAGAGGCUCUCUAAGCUUAUUCGGAGAAGAUUGGAGAUGCAAGCGCCUUACAUAUCCAGGUGGCCUCAAGCACUGAGCAUUCAGGCACAACCAGCUAAUCUCCCUACCAGCUUUAAACAACGCGCAAUGCUGGUAGAUGAAUUUUGGCAUGCUGCAGGAGAUACAGGCUUGGAUAUUGACUGGUAUGUCAAACGUACGGUACUUGGCGGUAUAUACUCAACGUCUGAGGUGUACAUGAUUACCGACCACUCUCCAGAAUUCCGCGAUACAUGGAUGUUUGUGGAUAAUCGCAUCAAAGAUGCUUUCGAUCUACAGAAAACCGUUCUAGAGGCCGCAUACUUAGCAGAGGCUGUUGGCGCAGGAGUCGGUAAUUCCAUGCAGGGCUUCAUGAGAAAGAUCUUUCACCAGUGAAAGUUUCAGCGUUGCAGCCGCAACACGAUUCCAGCUUCUUCUUCUUCUUCUUCUUCUUCUUCUUCUUCUCUUUCUAUUUUUAUCUUGGGUGCUUUUGAUUUCUAUCUUGGAGUAGUUCUCUCUUGUCAAUAAAGAUUUCAGAUGCUCAGAAAUGCUGUUAUAUUUCAAUCUGAUGUAAAUUUUCAUUUAGCCGAGGAAUGAAGUAGUGUCAUAAAGUUGGUAGCC